GCGUAUUAUGUGCAAGACCAUAACGUGGCCAGCUAUAGAAAUUAAAUUUCGCCCAUUAAAUUCAUUCCUCUCAUUCCAAUUCUACAAAUUGCUUUGCUUGAUGACAUUCUUUUGAAGCUUCAACACUCUCUGCCAUUGAAGCAAUGCGAUCGUCCUUAUUCUUGCCUCGGGGCUUCCCCGCACACCCCCGCGUGCUCCAUCGACGACCCCAGUUCUGCCAGUCGCAGCCCCAAAUUUCCCUACCCACCAGACUCAGAACUGCCCGUUUGCACAGCUCCAAUGCCAGUAGCAAUGGCAAUCAAAGUCAGGGUGAAUCUACAGGAACAGGGCCAUCUGCUAGUGCUUCCUCGCCUUUCUGGACUUCUGGCAAAGUCCUUUUUGCCUCUGCUUUUGCUGGUGGAUUAGGCUACGGCUAUGCUGCCUCCACCCAGUCGUCGCAGUCACAAAGCUCUAAGCAGCCUCAAUAUGGCUCUGCAAAGGAUUUUGAUAAGGCUAUUGCCGAAUUAAGGACUAAGCUGGGCGACGAUACAAUAAGCACAGAUGAGGAUGAGCUUCACCUACACGGGUUCUCGGAAUGGUCGAGUAUAAAUGCAGAUCGGUUGCCAGUUGCCAUUGCCUAUCCCAAAAACACAGACGAGGUCUCGGAAAUCGCAAAAAUAUGCCACAAAUAUAGAAUGCCAAUGAUUCCUUUCUCCGGAGGGUCCAGUCUCGAAGCCAAUUUUUCAGCUCCUCAUGGCGGAUUGACAAUAGACUUUGCUUUCAUGAACGAAAUUUUGGACCUGCAUCCAGAGGAUAUGGAUGUUGUGGUUCAGCCAUCUAUUCAAUGGAUGGAUUUGAACGAGAAAAUCAAGGACAGUGGCCUCUUUUUCCCUGUUGACCCCGGCCCAUCUGCAAUGAUUGGUGGUAUGGUUGGUACAAACUGCAGUGGGACAAACGCCGUGCGGUAUGGAGCCAUGAAGGACUGGGUCAUUAACCUUACCGUUGUCCUGGCAGAUGGUCGCGUCAUAAAAACACGAAGACGUCCUCGUAAGACGUCGGCUGGAUACAAUUUAACCGGCAUGUUUGUUGGCUCCGAGGGUACACUUGGUAUUGUCACCGAAAUUACUCUCAAGUUGGCUGCGAUUCCGGAAGAGACCCGUGUCGGAGUCGUUCCUUUCUCAUCAAUGCGUGACGCUGCAUCAGCUGCCAUGAAGCUUAUUCGUAAGGGCAUCCCUGUACAGUGCAUGGAAAUCUUGGACGAUGUGCAGAUGGAUGUCAUCAACCGUGCUGGUGGUACUGGCCGUUCCUGGAAGGUCUUGCCAACGCUUUUCUUCAAAUUUUCCGGUACAAAAGCUGGUGUUGCCGACAGCAUCAACCUGACCAGGCAACUAGCCAAGGAAAACAAUGCAGAAUCAUUUGAGUUUGCCAAAGAUGAGCGAGAAGCACACGACUUAUGGUCUGCACGAAAACAAGCUUUAUGGAGUAUGAUGGCAUUGCGACAAGGAGGAUCCGAAGUAUGGUCAACAGACGUCGCUGUUCCAAUCUCCAAACUGCCCGAUAUUAUUGAAAUUUCCAAGAAAGAACUUGAUAGUCUUGGAUUGUUCGCUAGUAUCCUAGGGCAUAUCGGUGAUGGCAACUUCCACGCGAGUAUCAUGUACGAUCGGAAUAACCCAUCAGAAAAAGAAAGCGUAGAAAAGGUUGUAUAUGACAUGGUGGAUCGUGCUCUUGAGAUGGAAGGCUCCUGCACUGGCGAGCAUGGUGUUGGCCUAGGCAAAAAGGGAUCUCUGAGCAAAGAGCUUGGGCCAGGUACCAUCGAUGUGAUGCGCAGCGUUAAAAAGGCGCUUGACCCACAUUGGUUGCUAAAUCCUGGUAAAAUCUUCGACGCUGAAAAGGAAGAAUAGUCAUUGAAAUUGAUCACAACGAGGGGUACGGCAUAUGUGAUCCACCUCCAUAUCACGAUCUAUUGAUGCACUGAUGAUUUGUGGUCUUCCAUGCAUCCUGGGCCUUUGCUGCUUUAAUAUUGACUAUAUAUAUAUAUCUUCGUGACAUGGAAAGGGCUGCUAUCCACCUUGUUUAGGAUCUCCGCUACGUGCUAUUUUGUACCUUAAUAUCAAUAGUAGAUAUAUUGGCAAAGUUCUAGACAAUAAACUUGAUCUAACAGACCUGGCA
Molecule: messenger RNA, 2148 nt
Organism: Aspergillus wentii DTO 134E9
Lineage: Eukaryota; Fungi; Ascomycota; Eurotiomycetes; Eurotiales; Aspergillaceae
Exons: 4
Coding region: 144-1880 (578 amino acids)
Biological process (GO): lactate catabolic process
Cellular component (GO): mitochondrion
Molecular function (GO): D-lactate dehydrogenase (NAD+) activity; D-lactate dehydrogenase (cytochrome) activity; FAD binding
Source: RefSeq, a predicted model, not a curated record